GUCGAUAAUUUCCAUAUUCGCUUUAAUAACGUAGUCGUAUACGGGCUAAUUUUUUUACUCUGGCGAUGUCAAAGGGUGGUAAAUGAUUGUGCUCGGCUAUAUAAAAUCAAAUUCGGCUGUAUAGUUGUUAUUCUUGUGUAGCGAUUGUUACAAUAAUUAUUCUAAAUUUACGCAUUAAAAAUAAACGCAUUCGUGAUUGACUUUUUUUUUUAAAUAUGGAUUCGAAUAUUAAUUUGAAGUCAAAUGAUGAAAAUGAACAGGUCACAAUGUCGAAGCGAACGGUGCUCAAUGAGAACUACAAGGGGAUAGUGGAAAACUUCCCCAUCCCAGCAGAACUGCACGAGCGGCCGGACGGCACCAAGUAUGCCUCGUUUGGUGAUGUUGUACCGAUACACUGCUGCACGCCUGAACAGGUGUCGAAGCUGGCGAAAGUGACGCAUCAUUACUGCGACGUGUUCACACAGGAACUGAUGGCGCCGCUCGAGGAACUGGCCUACGUUCGUCUCGACGAGAACACCGCCGAGAAGGUGUUCAUCAACCGAACGAAGCGGCUGCUGAUCACGUCGAGCGACGGGCAGCUGGCGCAGUGGCGUUGCGCGCCCAGCUUCGAGUCGGCCAACCAGUACGUGGCCGGCGCGCCCGUCGUCAACCAGGACGGCGCGCUGCUCUCCGUCGUCACCGCCAGGAAGGGCAACCACUACGCCGUCUCCACAUUCGAGGGUGAGGGCGGCUACUUCGAAACCCCGGAGCCCUGGAGGACCGUCCAACUGUCUGACGGCCAGAUAGCUUACGGCGCGGAGACCUUCAACUCCCGCGAGGAACUGACCGAGUACAUAUCGAAGACUCCGCCAGCCUCCGUGGGGCCGUCCGAGCCGCCCACCGCCAUCCUGGUGCAAGGCAAGACGCCGAGGCUGGCGCUCGUGGCGAAGAACGGAAGGCAGAUAGCUCACCACUACCUGCCCCCGGGGUUGGUCACCGAAGUGGAUUAUUUGUAGUUCUUUAUUGCCCAAAUUGAUCGUUAUUUUAAACAGAGUUUGUGAAUUCGUUUAUAAGUUAUUUAGGUACUUAUUCCACUUAAUAUUAAUAUAUAUAUAUAUAUAUAUAUAUAUGUAUAUAUAUAAUUUUAAACCUACUAGAAUAAAUUUCUGAAUUCUUAAACUCCCGUUUUCUACCGAAAUUUAUAUUUGCAAAAUGUGUAUGUAUUUGCGAAUGUAUGAAACUUGAUAUAAACAAUUUUGUACACGAUAAUAUUUUAUAAGUAAAGUUAUAUAUAUAUGUAUGUAUAAAUCGAAAUAUCACUUACAUAUUUUACUACAAUAUCUAUGUACGUUAAUAAUUAUUUAGUUAUUCUUAGAGAUUCAAAUUUAGUUAGUGAAACUGUAAAAAAUUGUUAAGGUGGUUGGUCCCUAAAUAAAAAUAGACACGACACUAGAUGGCGUUACAAUCGAGAUUUGUAGUUUUUAUCGAUUAUUUUGUAAUUAAAGAUAAUUUGAAGAAAAUUUUCUAAAUCUACGGGCGGUUAUAUAAUUUUUUUACGCAUAUAGUAUUUUUAUUACUAAUUUAGUAAUAAAAUAUAUGGCUAGGAAUAUUCAGCCACACAUUUAUUUUAAAAAUAUUAAUUAAUUUAUUAAAACAGAAAAAUAAUUUUAUUAUGUAGGUAUUGUUGCGUGAGAUGCCUCAUUACCUUCAUUUGGUGUUACAGCAUUAAAUUUGAUUUACGAAUUUGAAUUCGUAACCUAUAAAACCACCCACGUAUGUUUAGAUCCAGUAAAGCGACGAGUUUUAUUUCAGGACGGCUCCAUACCUUUUUUAUAUAAAUAUUUUUUUAUUUGUCUUAGUAUGUACUGUGUUAGUAAUAUUCUGUUACUGUGUUAAUUAUUACUAAUAAUGCGUGUUAUUUUCGUAAUUAAACAACAUUAUAACAUU
Messenger RNA from Galleria mellonella (greater wax moth), 1926 nucleotides. RefSeq names its product poxin-like. Lineage: Eukaryota; Metazoa; Arthropoda; Insecta; Lepidoptera; Pyralidae. Bases 216 to 995 code for a protein of 259 amino acids. The transcript has 5 exons. The record is from RefSeq and is a predicted model, not a curated record. Gene Ontology annotation, molecular function: nuclease activity.